AACCCUCCUCCUGUAAUGAAGCUAGUUGAGAUUAGUGCAGGGAGCAGACACGUCGGAUGAGACGUUUCUUGCAACCAAGUCCUUGGCAGAAAGAUUCAAGAAGACGGUGAUCUGCUCUCAGGACUUUGCAGGCUUCAUAGUGAACAGAAUCCUGAUGCUGAUGAUCAACGAAGCAUUCCACACUCUCUACACAGGAGUCGCGACAAAGGAGGAUAUCGACGCAGGGAUGAAGCUAGGGACGAACCAUCCAAUGGGGCCACUGGAGCUCGCUGACUUCAUCGGACUAGAUGUCUGCCUGUCAAUCAUGAAGGUUCUUCACAACCCAGCUAAACGAGGACAACCGUCUGCACGGCUUUGAACUGAAGCCUGACAUAGUGGAGGGAAGAGAGGCCUUUUUGUAAAUAAGAGACAAUGAUGGAGCUGCUUAGCUUCUCCAUCUUCGUGUGAAGACUUGUUAGAGGCCAUAAAAGUGAGCCACUAAUAAAGGGCAGUGUUUGCGUUAGAAAGGUUUAGUAGCAUCCAUCCUUGAACAU
Linum tenue is the source of this 533-nucleotide messenger RNA. Lineage: Eukaryota; Viridiplantae; Streptophyta; Magnoliopsida; Malpighiales; Linaceae. The record is from the annotation of a GenBank genome assembly.